CGUGGGCAUAUGAAAUGCUUCUCUACAAGAAAAGAUUUUACUUGGUGAUCACCAGUUCCCUUGUCAUUGUUAUGAUAAUGCUCUUCUUUGACAAGAAAGUAAAUGUUCCUUUUGUGAAGAACAGCCUUUGCCGAGGGACUCCUGCAUAUAACACCAUCACACCCUUGAAAGAUAAUCGAACCUUCAUCAUCGCUCCAUACUUUGACAACAGAAAGAACAAAAUGACACGAGUGAUUUCAAUAGUCCACCACAAAAAAGUCAAGGAACUUUACUGCUGGUUCUGUCAUUCAGCCAGUGGUCAAAUAUACAUCUCCAAGGCUGAAAUAGAUGUCCAUUCUGAUAGAUUUGGCUUUCCUUAUGGGGCCACGGACUUGAAAUGUCUGGAACCAAAAGACUGGGAACCACAUUAUGUGUCAAUACAUUGGGCUCCUAAAGGAAAUAUUGACCAGCUACCACGGUUUGAAAUAAGAAACCGUGAUCCUGAAGUUUCCCUUGUGGAAUUCACAGUCUGCAUCUCCACCAUGUUUGGAAAGUACAACAACGUCCUGCAAUUUGUGCAGAGCAUGGAGAUGUAUAAAAUCCUUGGGGUGGGUAGAGUGGUGAUCUACAAGAACAGCUGCAGCCCACUGAUGGAGAAAGUGCUAGAUUACUACAUUGCAGAAGGGAUUGUGGAGAUAAUCCCCUGGCCCAUUGAUUCAUACCUCAUGGUUGCUUCUCGUUGGCAUUACUCAGUAGAUCCCAAAGACCUUGGCUACUAUGGACAAAUCACAGCCUUAAAUGACUGUAUUUAUCGCAACAUGUACAGGAGCAGAUACCUGCUGUUGAAUGACGUUGAUGAAAUUAUUCUGCCGGGGAAAUAUCCAGAUUGGAAAAGCAUGAUGCAGAACCUUCAGGUGCAACAUCCAAAGGCUGCUGUUUUCAUCUUUGAGAACCACAUUUUCCCUAAAACUGUAUUCACACCUAAUGAUCCAUUCAACAUUUCUUCUUGGAGAACAGUACCUGGAGUUAACAUUCUGCAGCACAUCCUUCGGGAACCUGAUAGGAAGCAGAUCAGCAAUCCUUCAAAAAUGAUUGUUGAUCCAAGGAAAGUGGUCCAGACAUCUGUCCACUCUGUUCUCCAGGCCUAUGGGGACAGUGUUCAUGUCCCAAUGGAUGUUGCCCUUGUUUACCAUUGUCGGGUUCCCCUCCAGGCAAAACUUCCUAGAGAAUCCCUCAUAAAUGACACAACACUCUGGAGAAACAAUGUUACACUUGUUAAGAAGGUCAACAAAGUUCUACAAAAUAUAGGACUGUAAGCAGGAAACAAAUAGCUGAAAAAGUCCUACCUGAUGUUUGUGACCAUUGCUGGACAGUUCUGUAAGGCAAGGCCAUAAGGCAAACAUCAGGCA
Messenger RNA from Heteronotia binoei (common prickly gecko), 1388 nucleotides. RefSeq names its product beta-1,4-galactosyltransferase galt-1-like. The coding region runs from base 15 to 1295 and encodes 426 amino acids. The transcript has a single exon. NCBI's taxonomy places the organism in Eukaryota, Metazoa, Chordata, Lepidosauria, Squamata, Gekkonidae. The record is from RefSeq and is a predicted model, not a curated record.